UUUCUGUUGGAACUGACUAUUGCACUUUAAGGGAAAGCUAGGAAACCUAACGGGGAAGUGAGGCAGUGGAAAUUACUUCCUUGUAAACACCAUCAUAAUAUAUUCUCGUAUCAUAUUGUGUGCUAUGACCAAUUCAAAGCAAUCUAGCAUUUGAAUCCUUAUCCUCAAGUGGAUAGGUGAAGCCUAUUUUGCGCAUUUUCUUCAAUCGCAGUUUGCACUAUGCUUCAGCUGAACGACACAGUUGAGCCAAUGAGUCCGGGGGCUGCGGUCCUUCAUCCGGCGGAGGCUGAAGAUGGGGUCGAGGUAGCCUUCACACCACCGGGGGCCGGAGGAAACCGUGUGUACGGUUCUUCCGUUGCAUGUUGCUCUCCCUUACAAACUUUGACGCCAUUUCACGUCCACAACCCAACAAUGCAAGCUAAAGUGAAGGAUUAUUUCGUAUUUAGGCCAGGGACUAUUGAACAAGCAGUGAAUGACAUCAGAACCUUGGCCCUGCCUUCAGAGGAUGGAGAAGUGCUGAGUGUGUGGCUCCUUGCAGAAGUUGACCACUGGAACAAUGAGAAGGAGAGACUGGUGCUGAUCACUGACAGGUCCCUGUUGGUGUGCAAGUAUGACUUCAUCAACCUGAUGUGUCGGCAGGUCAUUAGGAUCUCCCUCAACGCUGUAGACACCAUCUCAGUGGGAGACUUCCAGUUCCCCCCCAAAUCCCUUAACAAGAGGGAGGGGUAUGGGAUUCGUGUUCAGUGGGACAAGCGGCCGCGGCCCUCCUUUGUGAACCGCUGGAAUCCCUGGUCCACAGACAUGCCUUAUGUUACCUUUUGUGAGCACACCAUGGCCCGUGCAGAUGAGAAAGUGGCCUCUCUCUGUCAGAUGGAUGCCUUCCGGAACCAGCUGGUUCAGGCAGUGAAGAAGGCCCACAAGGAGUUCCCCAUCCCGGGCCGGGCCAACGGAGUUCUGAUCUUAGAGAAGCCCCUCCUCAUUGAGACCUACCUGGGCAUUAUGUCAUUCAUCAACAACGAGGCCAAGCUGGGUUAUUCCAUGACCAGGGGCAAGAUCGGUUUCUAACGCUCCCCACUGAGGGACACAGUACUUCAUUUCCAUGGGAGCGCUUUUAAACUGUCUGCGUGUGUCUUGCUCUUGGCUGUGCCUGGUGGACAGUCGGAUGGCUGAAGAGCUGUGAUGUGCCAUCAUCUCCACAGGUUCUUUCCCUUCUGGCCACUGUGCUCUCAUGUCGAGUUCUGUUUUCUGUUUAAUGGGAUUCUUUAAUGCCUGAUGAGACAUGGAUCCAGUGUUAGUGCAUUACAGAAACGUCACUAGUUAUGUGGGUGUAGUACACACAGUUUCUCCUGCCGUUAUGUAAACCGUGUCUGUGGAAGCUAGCUUUAGUGCGACGCCUUGAAAAGGCAUGGAGGCUUACCGCUAGGUCUAUGAGUGGCUUCAACAGAGCUUGAUCCAAAGAGAAACAAAUGCACUACGUUUGCCUGAUCAAGCAGUCUGCCUGUUAUUUUCCUCUUGAGAUGCUGUGUGAAUUUACAGAUCUUUGCGUCAGACAUAUUGUCUCCAACAUUAUAAUGGGACUAUAGUGGUGAACCAAACAAUGCGUCGGACAGUGUGGCGUUCCCCCAUUUACCAAGGCAUCUGACUGCCCGACCCAGCCAGGUUUUCUGAAUACCACACAGUCUGCAGGUGGUGGCUAGUGCCUGGAGAGCUUUCGGGUCGGGGUUGUCUGGACUAGGUCCAUGUUGUCUUACACUAUCUACUUCAUAAUUGCUUUUGUCAGUUUUCCCAGUUUCCCAAACUAGGGCAUAACCUGAUUUGACAAUGGGGUCAUAAGAAUCUAUGGAAAACAAAUUACAAUUCAAAGUAUUGAGUAACAUGAGUGGUUGUUUUCAUUUGGUAAAAUGGUUUCACUUUUUCAUUUCAGCCAGACAAUAUGAACCCAUUCUUAAAACGUGAAUCAGGAACAGGAACGUCUGUUUCCCCUCAGAACCCCUUAGGACAGAAUAUCAAGACCAGGCAGUAAAUCAGACUGGGGGGGAUCGUACCAUUGACUGACCUUGCUUAAUCGUUUUCCAAACUUCUUAAUACUUUGCUGAUGCAUUUCAAACCACACUACUUUGACUAAUUUGUAAAAAUGUUAUGAUUUUACAGCCUGUAAUGGCUUCAAUUAUCUAAGGUUCACAUUUACCAAAGAACAUUUUUGAGUUGAAAUGUCUUAAGCAUAAUGUGAAAGUGGUGUGAAACGGCACUCAUAAGUAAUGGGUAAAUGCAGGCAGUCCAAGAGAAUUCCCUUGUUAACCCACAAUGGCAAAAUCUUUCAUCUGUUCCCCUGAAAAUAACCUGGUUGCUGUUAGGGGUUUUACACCCAUGCUUGUUACACUAUGCCACUGUGCAUUUUAUGCUACAAGUGACAAAAUUAGAUCAUGCUUCAAUUGCUCCAAUGAAGUAUGUUUGUCUAAAUGCAUUUUUCUGGUAUCUAUAUAACAAGCAUGUUGCAUGUCUGGUUUGCAUGCAGUCUUUGUUCAAUUUGUAAAUUUGUGAAACUAGUCUGUUUUAUUCAAUGUGAUCUGAUAUUCCAGAAUAGCAUUUAAUGAAUUAAUUAAAAAAUGUGAUGUUUUGUGUCACUCAAUGAAAAAAAGUAAUGUAUUACUUUAUGGUUAAUGCUUAAUAUUUGUAGCACAGUCACCAUAAUGUAAGACGAAUGCCCACAGUGUUUUUUUAUGAAUUACAAAACUAAAUGGGUAAAUCUGAUCUGACCAGUUUACUGUUGACUUUAACUAUUGGUUCAUUCUGACCUUGAAUACUGUACAUUGCUUAUUAAAUAAACACUUACCGUGGCUGGUU
Esox lucius (northern pike) is the source of this 2844-nucleotide messenger RNA. RefSeq names its product tumor protein p63 regulated 1-like (gene tprg1l). Lineage: Eukaryota; Metazoa; Chordata; Actinopteri; Esociformes; Esocidae. The transcript has 6 exons. Bases 220 to 1065 code for a protein of 281 amino acids. The record is from RefSeq and is a predicted model, not a curated record. Gene Ontology annotation, cellular component: cytoplasm.